UCGUUACAGUUUAAAUCAGAGAAAGUCAAAUGUAUGUUCGAAAUCUUGGCUAAUGCAACAAAGGUGGUGUACGAAUGUUACGAAAUUGACAAGUAUUUGUACGCUAUUGGGCUUAGCGUAGAUCCCGCUUAUCGAGGGUACGGAUUAGGCAAGGAUAUUUUGAAAAUCAGAUAUCUCCUCGGACCUAAGUACGGAAUACCAGCGACAGCCACUGUGUUUACAUCAAUAAUUUCGCAAAAGUCAGCAGCGGGUGUGGGAUUCGAAGAACUCCUGACGAAAAAAUUCGCUGAUUGCGUGGACGAGAAUGGAAAGGAAUAUUUCCCCGGUAUUAAGUCCAAAGAGUUUAAAGUCAUGGGUAAAAGAUUUGUCUAACAGCGAUUUUGGCUGGUCUGCACCAGUGUGCUACCAGUGUACAGUAUGGAGCUGAUGCAAAUGGGUACAGUGCAAUAACACCAACUGUCCCCGACUAAUUUGUGGGAGCCACUUUGUGUACACCCAACAUGUAUCUGUGCGAGAUACCGAGUUCAAACAAACACAUGACACUGGCGAGGGGCUGCAUUAUUCGUUCAGCGGAACAUAUAACACCCAAAAUGUGCAAUCGGUGCAUCCCAGCCGAAAUCGUUAUAAUAUGGUAAUGAACGUGGCGAUACUCAAGAAUCAUAAGAUUGACUUUAUUUUGUAAAGUAAAUUACACACAUAAAUAAGUUUCUGUCAUAAAUUAAAAUUCUACAAUGUCACCGUGAUUAGUGUGAUUGGAACGAAUAAUAACAACCAUCACAUCAUUAUCGGCUUGUAACAUUUUUGUAGA
Messenger RNA from Wasmannia auropunctata (little fire ant), 808 nucleotides. RefSeq lists its product as uncharacterized. The transcript is spliced from 2 exons. The annotation marks the transcript as partial. The record is from RefSeq and is a predicted model, not a curated record. Lineage: Eukaryota; Metazoa; Arthropoda; Insecta; Hymenoptera; Formicidae.